This is a messenger RNA of Manis pentadactyla (Chinese pangolin), 939 nucleotides long. Its product is annotated as olfactory receptor 5AS1-like. Gene Ontology annotation, cellular component: membrane. The coding region runs from base 1 to 939 and encodes 312 amino acids. NCBI's taxonomy places the organism in Eukaryota, Metazoa, Chordata, Mammalia, Pholidota, Manidae. Gene Ontology annotation, molecular function: odorant binding; olfactory receptor activity; G protein-coupled receptor activity. Gene Ontology annotation, biological process: G protein-coupled receptor signaling pathway; sensory perception of smell. The transcript has a single exon. The record is from RefSeq and is a predicted model, not a curated record.
AUGUGGGAGAGCAAUUAUACGACACCAACUGAGUUCCUGCUUGUAGGAUUCACAGAUUAUCUACCCCUCAGAAUCACACUAUUCUUGUUAUUUCUCAUAGUAUAUACAUUAACUGUGGUGGGAAAUACGGGUUUAAUACUCCUAGUUAAUAUCAAUUCAAGCCUUCAAACCCCCAUGUAUUUUUUUCUCAGCCAUCUGUCUUUCUUAGACAUCAGCUAUUCUACAACAAUCGCUCCUAAAAUGCUGGAAAAUUUCUUAGCUUCCAGGAAUAGCAUCUCUCUCCGUGGCUGUGCGCUACAAAUGUUUUUCUUUGCCUGUUUUGCUGACGCUGAGUGCCUCAUCCUGGCAGCAAUGGCAUAUGACCGUUACGCAGCCAUUUGUAAGCCCCUGCUCUAUCCUAUAUGCAUGUCUAGGAGAGUCUGUGUCUGCUUCAUCGUACUAGCCUACUUCAGUGGAAUUAUGACUUCGAUGGUCCAUGUCUGCCUCACGUUCAGGCUGCCAUUCUGUGGCUCCAAUAUUGUCAACCAUUUUUUCUGUGAUAUCCCACCUCUCCUGACUUUAUCAUGUGCAGACACCCAUAUCAAUGAGCUUCUGCUCUUUGCCUUGUGUGGUUUCAUCCAGACCAGCACUUUCGUGGUCAUAUUUAUCUCUUACUUCUGCAUCCUCCUCACUGUUCUGAGCAUCAAGUCCGCAGACGGCAGAGGCAAAACCUUCUCCACCUGUGCUUCCCACCUCACAGCAGUCACCUUGUUCUACGGAGCACUCCUGUUCACGUACCUCCGUCCCAGCACCAGCUAUUCCCCAGACGCUGAUAAGGUAGUUGCCGUAUUUUAUACUGUUGUCUUUCCCAUGUUUAAUCCAAUGAUCUACAGCUUCAGAAACAAGGAUGUAAAAAAUGCCCUCAAAAAAUUAGUUGAAACUGGACUCCCAAAUGAAUGA